Messenger RNA from Patella vulgata (common limpet), 2028 nucleotides. RefSeq lists its product as uncharacterized. NCBI's taxonomy places the organism in Eukaryota, Metazoa, Mollusca, Gastropoda, Patellidae. The transcript is spliced from 2 exons. The coding region runs from base 104 to 1312 and encodes 402 amino acids. The record is from RefSeq and is a predicted model, not a curated record.
UUCACAUGACACAGCCCCCGUUCAACUCGCUAGCUAUUUAAUCUCUAUAGUUCAAAUUGUCCCAAGAUUUCGGCGAGGGAGAAGAGGAAAAGGGAUUUUAAGAAUGAAGAAAAUUACAACAAGUUUAAGGCUGUGUGUUUUGUUUGUAAUAUUGGAUGUUAUUCCUGUCAAUUCGACGUUACUUCAACCGCAGGGCCAAGCCGAAAUCAGUGAUAAAACUUUACUAAACUCGGACAAAACUAAAAAAGCGUUCAGUGCUUGGAAUGGUAAACGAGAAUCCGUUAUAGACAAUAAUAAAAGAGCUGCGUUUAGUUCCUGGAACGGAAAACGCGAUGAUUCUGAUCGGGAAACUCUAGAAAGUAAUAAAGAUAAACGUCCAGCAUUUAGUGCAUGGAGCGGGAAACGAGAUUCCGGAACCCACAAACGCCCGGCUUUCAGUGCAUGGAACGGGAAGAGAGAUAUGGACAACGAUAUUUAUGAUAAGCGGCCUGCGUUUAGCUCUUGGAGUGGCAAAAGGGACCCGGAGAUCGACGAACUAGAAAAGAGACCUGCUUUCAGCGCAUGGAAUGGCAAGAGAAAUUUGGAAGAAAAGAGACCCGCAUUCAGUGCUUGGCAUGGAAAACGCAAGGCUUGGUCUAAUCAAGAAGAGAAACGUCCGGCAUUCAGUGCGUGGAAUGGGAAACGCGACGGAUCCACAAAGCGAUCGACUUUUGGAGAAUGGAGUAUGAAAGCAGAUUCACCCCGAAUAGUAAAACGCGCCGCUUUCAGCCCCUGGGGUGGAAAGCGGAAUUCAGACUCGUAUAACACCGAUGAGGAAGAUUUAGACGAGAAAAGAGUAGCUUUCAGUUCUUGGAGUGGUAAGAGGGGUGAUGAAAUAACGGAAAUUAAAAGGCCAGCGUUUAGUCCAUGGGGUGGCAAGCGUAACGCGGAAUCAUCCAUUGACGACAGCGAUCUGGAAAGCGCCAACAGUGACGACGACGUUUGGUGGGAUUCCCCGCUUAAAAGAGCCGCUUUUAGCUCGUGGAAUGGUAAAAGGGACAUGAACGAAAUGAAAAGAGCACAAUUUGCAGCUUGGGCUGGAAAACGCGCAGAAGAAAACUUUUCUCGAAACUUAUUAAAUUAUUUGAGAACACCCGACAGUGAUAAUAACGGAGACUUUGCCCCUGUGAAAAGACAAACAGCACACCAAAUGGCACAGGAUAUGCAUUUUAUUCGAGCCUAUUUGACAAGACUUCUUAAAGAACGAGCCCUCAAACGAAGUUUUGGUGCGUGGAAAGGAAAAAGGGCCAAUGACUAUUAUUUGUCUGACUAAUAAUAAAAAUAACUUUUCUAACUUUUCCUCAUCUAAACUGAUUUAAAAACAUAAAUAUGCAGGAUUAGAUUAUGGAAAAUGGUUUUGUGAAAAGAAAAUCAGAUGGAAAAUGAACUAUAAUAUACACCAAGAGAUAAAGUUUCAUAAAACUAUCAUCUAAUACCCACAAUCGGCAAUCCUCCAUAGAUAUGUUCUGCUAUUUUUUUUCAAUUCUACAUCAUUUGGCUACUGAACAAGAACAAAUCACCUGUUUUGUCGGUAUUCUUCGGUAUUUUCCGGAAUUUAUUUUUGAAGAUGACAGUAAUGAUGUAGUUUAUAGUAGACCGACGUUUAGGCCACAGAGGCUAAAUGGGAGUUAACUUGCAUUGUAGCAAUAGGCACUAACUGGCAUAGUAGCAAUAGAUAUUAACUGGAAAAGUGCCAAUAGGAGCUAACUGACAUGGUGUCCAUGGGCGGUAACAAGCAUGGUACCAAUCGGAGAUACCUGGCAUAGUCCCAAUCGAAGCUAACUGGCAUAGUGUCAAUAGCUAGCUUUGACUGGAAUGGCUCCAAUAGAAAAUAACUGGUUUGGAGCUAUCUGACAUGGUGAUACACCAGUUAGGUUUAGGGUUUAAAAACCUCUGUUGCCGAAACGUCGGACAUAGUAUUUUACAACGUAUAAUUUAUUUGUUAAACAGCAAUUUCCAACAGCAAAAAUAAAUUAUCGUAAUAUUGCA